Messenger RNA from Neopelma chrysocephalum (saffron-crested tyrant-manakin), 628 nucleotides. RefSeq names its product family with sequence similarity 183 member A (gene CFAP144). Gene Ontology annotation, cellular component: ciliary base. The record is from RefSeq and is a predicted model, not a curated record. The transcript is spliced from 4 exons. NCBI's taxonomy places the organism in Eukaryota, Metazoa, Chordata, Aves, Passeriformes, Pipridae. Bases 33 to 401 code for a protein of 122 amino acids.
GCCAGGCAGCGGGACGCGGGGCCGGCGCGGCCAUGGCCGCCCGCGGCGGGCAGCGGGAGCGGGAGCGGCCGGACGCGGUGCAGCUGGACCGGCUCCUGAGCGAGCGGGUGCACAAAGAGAUGCGGCACCAGAAGCUGUACACGCAGUACACCGUGAACCCGCUCCAACCCGUUUACACAGUCACCAGGAAGCCAAUGUCUUGGCAUGACAACAUAGACGAGCCAACAGAUGAUGAGCUCCUGAAACUUUUUCACCGCGCGGCACUGCAGCCAAGACAGAAAUAUUCAGAGCCACAAACUGAAAGCCAAGAAAUUGGCUGGAACACAACACCUCUGAUUCCUGUGGACCGUAAUGAUUGCAGACUCCACUUCCCACGCCGGAAAACCGAGUUCACUACAUAAAUGGCUGCCCUGGGGCAUGGGGAGGAGGAGAGUAAGAACCUUCAGUAGUAGAGGGGGAAAGCUACUCAGAUAGACUGUUAAUGACAUCUAAUGUGUUAGGCCUGCUUGUUAAUAGGCAAAUCUGGUAGACUUCUAGUAAGAGACAACAGAAAAGGGAAGAGAGAAGCUCAGUCUGUCCAGAUUUGCAGCCUGACAAUACUGACAGAAAUAAAUUUAUAAGACUGCUG